Messenger RNA from Balaenoptera musculus (blue whale), 6913 nucleotides. It is a transcript of the gene SLC7A11, whose product is annotated as solute carrier family 7 member 11. Gene Ontology annotation, molecular function: L-amino acid transmembrane transporter activity. The record is from RefSeq and is a predicted model, not a curated record. The transcript is spliced from 12 exons. Gene Ontology annotation, biological process: amino acid transmembrane transport. The coding region runs from base 353 to 1864 and encodes 503 amino acids. Gene Ontology annotation, cellular component: membrane. Lineage: Eukaryota; Metazoa; Chordata; Mammalia; Artiodactyla; Balaenopteridae.
AGAAGCUUAAAUACCAGCCCAUGAGGAAGUUGAGCUGGGCUGUAAUGAUAGGGCGGCAGCCGCAGCCGCAGCAGCAGAGGUAGUCGGGAGGUGGAGGAACGAGAACACCAUGAACGAACACACAGGUGUUCCUGUGAGUAAUUAGAUUGCGGAAGGCGAGAAUACACCUUAAGAGUUUUUACCUGGGAGCACACUAGCGCUGAGAAAGGAUCUGAACGCAAAGAGGAAGUGAUCAGAUCGGUCAGUCACCCCAAGAGACACCAAAGUUGAAAGUUUGGAGGUUUUAUUCUUUUAAUUUUUUUUUUUUUUUUUCUUUUGCUCUGUCUCCUUUUUUCCCCUGCGGGUCACUACCAUGGUCAGAAAGCCUGCGGCAUCCACCAUCUCCAAUGGGGGUUACCUGCAGGGCAGUGUUAACGCGAGGCUGUCUUCCCCGGGCGGCAAGGAGCCACCUGGGCAGGAGAAAGUUGUGCUGAAGAGGAAAAUCAGUCUGUUAAGAGGGGUCUCCAUCAUCAUCGGCACCAUCAUCGGAGCAGGAAUCUUCAUCUCUCCUAAGGGCGUGCUCCAGAACACGGGCAGCGUGGGCUUGUCCCUGGUGGUCUGGACGGUCUGCGGGGUCCUGUCACUGUUUGGAGCCUUGUCCUAUGCUGAACUGGGAACAACUAUAAGGAAAUCUGGUGGUCAUUACACAUACAUUCUGGAAGUCUUUGGCCCAUUACCAGCUUUUGUGCGAGUCUGGGUAGAACUGCUCAUUAUACGCCCUGCAGCCACUGCUGUGAUAUCUCUGGCCUUUGGACGGUACCUUCUGGAACCAUUUUUCAUUCAGUGUGAGAUUCCUGAACUUGCAGUCAAGCUCAUUACAGCUGUGGGCAUAACUAUGGUGAUGGUCCUAAAUAGCAUGAGUGUCAGCUGGAGCGCCCGGAUCCAGAUUUUCCUAACCUUUUGCAAGCUCACAGCAAUUCUGAUCAUUAUAGUCCCUGGAGUGAUGCAGCUAAUUAAAGGGCAAACACAACACUUUAAAGAUGCCUUUUCCGGAAGAGAUGCAAGUAUUAUGGGAUUGCCACUGGCUUUUUAUUAUGGAAUGUAUGCAUACGCUGGCUGGUUUUAUCUCAACUUUGUUACUGAAGAAGUGGAAAAUCCUGAAAAAACCAUCCCCCUUGCCAUAUGUAUAUCCAUGGCGGUCGUCACAGUUGGCUAUGUGCUAACAAAUGUGGCCUACUUUACGACCAUUAGUGCCCAGGAGCUGUUGCUUUCAAAGGCAGUGGCAGUGACUUUUUCUGAGCGGCUCCUGGGAAAUUUCUCAGUAGCAGUUCCAGUCUUUGUUGCCCUCUCCUGCUUUGGUUCCAUGAAUGGUGGUGUGUUUGCUGUCUCCAGGUUAUUCUAUGUUGCAUCUCGGGAGGGUCACCUUCCGGAAAUCCUCUCCAUGAUUCACAUCCGCAAGCACACUCCUGUACCAGCUGUUAUUGUUUUGCACCCUUUGACAAUGAUAAUGCUCUUCUCUGGGGACCUCUACAGUCUUUUGAAUUUCCUCAGUUUUGCCAGGUGGCUUUUUAUUGGGCUGGCGGUUGCUGGGCUGAUUUAUCUUCGAUACAAACACCCAGAUAUGCAUCGUCCUUUCAAGGUGCCGCUCUUCAUCCCAGCUUUGUUUUCCUUCACGUGUCUCUUCAUGGUCGCCCUUUCCCUUUAUUCAGACCCAUUUAGUACAGGGAUUGGCUUCACCAUCACUCUGACCGGGGUCCCUGCCUACUAUCUCUUUAUUAUAUGGGACAAGAAACCCAGGUGGUUUAGAAGAAUGUCAGACAUUACAACCAGAACAUUACAAAUAAUACUGGAAGUUGUACCAGAAGAAGAUUGUCAUAAAUUAUAAAUUAAUGCAUUUGAAGUCUUGGCAAUCUAUCCUUGGCUUUGUUUCUGCCCAAAGGGCUGAAACAAAAAAUGGAUCUUCACUCCUUUUAUAAAAAUCCAGAGGAUUGCAACUUUGGAGAUGGACUAAAGAAAUCGGUUAUUUCUGUUUAGUCUUCCAGUGUAUUCAAACUGGUUUCUAAGAAAUUUAGUUAUUACUCCAUGUAGUUGUAGAACGCUGAUAUGCAAUUAUACCGUAAGUUCGCAUGAUCAUUGAGUCCCUGAUACCUACCUGUUGAGGUUAGGGAAAAAGACUACAGAACGGCAAUUACUUUAGUGGUCUUUUUCUAUAACAUAUCUUAUGGCUAAGAACCUUCAGACUGAAAACUGAGAUGUUUUCUUUAAUAUGGGUUUUGUAAAAACAAUUUUUAUAUACUAUAGAUAACUGUACUGUGAAAAUUGUUUUCUACUCUUCUGGGGAAAAAAAAAGUGUAUGUCAUCAUUAUGGACAGAGGAAAGAAAGAAAUUUAUUUUACAUUGGCAUUGCAUUGCUUCCCACAGAUAUCAACUUAGAUAUCAUUCAUGUUUUAAUGGAUUAUACCCAGAGCAUUUUGAAAAAGAAAAAAAAAUUAGGGGUAUGCCUAAUUUUGAUGAAUACAUUAAAGAAGAGUUUCUAGGGGCUAUUGUUUAUGAGGCAAAUCCAGGAGUUAUGUUUAAGCAAAAAAAAUGCUUGAGAAUUUAUUAUGUUAGGAUUUUUUUCACUCAUUAUCAGGAAGCUCCGUAGUUACGUGCCAUUUGUUUUCAUGGCAGCCUAAUUGAUCAGGAAAGGGUGUAACGCCUUUCUUAGAGCAAAGCAAUAGUCAGUUUGGUAUUAAAUCCUCUUAAGCAUGAUCAUGUGUUUCACUAAUAAUUUACUCUUUGAUAAAUACAUCUAAAUAUGUGCAUUUUUAAAUCUUCAAGUUACAAUAUCAACAGAAGACGGAAAUCACCAAGAAAGAAAAUGCCCAAAAUAUUAUGCCCAACUCUAUAGUUCUACAUACAUUGUUAGUGUUUCUGAACAUUCUUUUAAAAUCUCAUAGCUGUUUUUACAUGGUGAUGAAUUUUGACAGUUUUACGUUUUCUUUAUACAUUUUAUAUUGUUAAAAUAUCUCUUUGGACAAAACUGUCCAGAUCAAUUAGGAAAAGACAUAUAUUUACAUAAAAAUUAAGGAAGAAAUGUCACUGCUAAAUAAGAUUUACAACUCAUGUUUCUAAGAAUGUUUCCAUUUCUCUCUCUAGGCUUUAUCAGUAAUUUCCUGACAAAGUAAAAGAGAUAACUGAUAACAAAUUCACUGAAAGAAACUGUACAUGAAAUGUAUAUAUUCAGACAGGUAUUACUAUGCUGGGUUUAGAAAAUACUGUGGAAUUUUCAAAGAAUAAUAUAAUGAUGAAAUUUGUUAACCAUUAUUUACUUAAGUCUCAGAGUAAAUAGUCAUGGCCAGAAUUUUUUCAUUCUGUAAUUUUUGUCCAUUUGAAAAGAAGAAUUUUUGGAAGAAUUACACUGAUUAAAAUCAUUAAGAGCAGAAAUAGAGAGUUCAUAGACAGUUGAUCAAAGUAGAAAUGAUGAUAAUUUGAGUCAAUUUCAAUUAAUUAAUUUUCAAUUCAUUAAUUUCAAUUUCAAAAUUUAAUUCAGUUAAUUAAAUUUCAGUUAAUUAAAUUUCAAUUUAAUAUAUAUCUGAGAUUGAAAUUUUUUGAGCCAAACGUAGUGUUUGGGUCUUUAAGUGAAUUUAUAAAAAUUCCUUCCUUUUUCUCUUACCAUGGAUUUUCAGAAUUUGAUCUGUAGUCUGUACAUCUUAUAUCCAUUUGUCUACAUCUGUCCCCACUAAAUUGUUGCUAUAGGUGAAAACAGAUUUCCUUUAUACUCUUUUUUACAGUCUAGGCCCAUGUAAUCUAAACCAGCAAACUCUCCUGGAAUUGUUUUUUUCCCCUAAUGAAAAAAAAAAAUGGUAAAGUCUCAUGGAGAAGUUUGUAUAGUUACUGAUUAUUCCUGAGGUUAAUGUGCUUAUAUCAAAAGUGGAAGAUAGGUCUCCUCAUUUUAGUUAUUUUAGUUUUGGUUCUAAUUUCUCUUUAAAUAUGUCAUUAUACAAGCUAACUAGAUUACAUAUUCAUUAUUAUUUUCAUCAUUUUAAAAAAUGAUUUUUGCAUUGUUAAAUUUCUAAUGCCAUUGUAAUACCAUUUUAACCAGAUGGAAAGUCAGUCAGUAAUUUUUUUUUUUUUAAAGCGAUGAUGAUUAAGUUGUAUUUCUACUUAUCCUUAGGAUACAUCAUGACAAGAUACAGGGCUUCUGUAAUCAUCCAUUCAAUAGUCGUAACAUUUAUUUGGAAUGAUAUUAUGUCAAGCAGAUUCUAGUUUGAAAACUCUCCUAAACACUUUUAUAUGUAUAUAUAUUUUUAUGCUAAGUAAUUUUUUCUCAUAUAUUUAGGAAAAUUUUUUCUCAUAUAUAUUUUUCUCAUAUAUCGAACUAUUAGAUGUGAUACAUUUGUACCAGUGUGCAUAUUCAAAUGUUUAAAUACAUUUUAUCAGUUUAUUAUAACACAAAAAGGUAAAAGUAGCCAAUAUAGUUUACGAUGGCUAAUAUACUAUUUUCAAAUGUUCUGCUCUUUUGGUACAUAGAUUCUCAAGUAUUUAAAUAUGAAUUUAGUAGAUCUAGUAAAGACGUCCAAAGCUAAAACAAUUUGCUAGGAGAAAUGGAAUGAUUCUCCUUACACAAUUAUGAAUAUUUCAGUAAACGUUUUUGACCCCUUUUAAAAAAUAUUAGACUAGUUUUCUGAGAUUUUUCUAAGAUUGAAUGAAGAAAACUGACUAUUAUAACUGGUGUCUUGGUCAGCUAGGAGUAGACCCUCUUCUUAUCUUUCUUUAGGAGAUUAAAGAUUUGCCCUAGAAAAGAUGGCUGACUCCAGUGCCAAACAUAAACGUUAGAUGUCUGUAUGCACACAUUUGCGUACGUGCUUAUACCGUAUCUCCCCUGCCUCUGCUGGCACAAAAUUAGGACAGAUUAUUAAAUUACAUUUCCAAUUCAUGGCAGUUUCUCUAACACUAAGAUAUGCAAGUUGAAACAAGUUUCUACAUUGUUUUAUGUGUCUGGUACAGUUGUUUCCCCAAUUGCUGUUUGAUAUAUCAACAGAUGGUUAACAUGAGUAUAAUUACAUAACUCAAUAGAAUUCUAUGUUGAACUGAAUCAGUCUUCAGGAAGCUUAUUAUCUCUAUUUGAGAUGAAUGUAAUGCUAACUGAGAAAGGGAGCAUCUUUGACCUAUAGCUGAUUUCUUAUAUUUGAGGAGUGGGUUAUGAAAAGAUAGAAGACUAAAGGUCAGAGUAGCAGGAAAUGAAAGGUAGUAUGUGAUUGGAGGGAACGAUAUUUUGGUCUAACUUAUUAUGCAAUAUAAUCAGAGAAAUAUUAAAAAUUAACUGUCUGCUGUACACAGGGACUUCGGUUAUGCCCUUGUGAAUCCCCUAAAAGCUAAUGAAAUGUAAGCUUCAGUGCCCCUUACUUAGACAUGCCCUUUCCUAGGUCCUGUACCUAAUUUUGCAUUAGGAAUUUUAUAUUACGUUUCUUGAAGAAGGGUAGCAAAAUUAUAUAUACUUCUGGCCCUAAAAAAAAUCUGCAUCUGUCCCUGUGAGAAAGGUCAAAGUACUCCCAUUACUUUAUCUAUUAGAAAUAGGCAUGGGGUAUUUGUAGGAUAUAUUUUUAAGUAAUAAAGUUGUGAGUUAAUUGAAAUAUCUCUAUAUAACUAAGUGGCUUUCUCAUAGUACAUAUUAUAUGUGAUAUAUAAGGAGAGAGUUUCGCUUUGGACAUAUUUUAUGUGUCAAUUCUGAAUGAUAGAAAAAUAAUGAAUGGGAUUUUAAUUGUAGCUCCUUUUCUUAGUUUGGAAAGAAAUAUAUAGAGAUUUGAAAUUUGAAUGCAGAGAAGUCAAGAAAUUUGAUUUUAGUUAAAUAAAACCUUGUUUCAUUUCACCCUACUUGAUAUACUGUAUGUUGGUGCUGAUAAUGUUUACAGAGCUACAUUUACUUUCGUAACCAUUCAAAGUCAGGAAUUAAAGCAUGGCAUUGUGUGACUGACAAGAAGAUCAUGGUGGAUAUAAAUUAGAGUAGAUAGAGUCAUCUUGGCAGCUUCUGUUUACAUUAUUUAUAUAUAGGUAAAAGAAUUAUUACCUAUAAAUGUAUUUUAGGUUAAUUUUCCCAUAAACAGUAUUUUUAAUUUAUCUCAAUAUAUAUAAUACCUGAAAGUGUAACCUCUAGGUAUUAUUAGUACUGUACUUAAAAAGAUAUUUUAAUAGCCAAUUUUGGGAGAUAAUCCUUCUUUUUGUCGCAUUUUCAAAUUAGUUGGAGUCUCAAAAUAAAUGCUUGGUCUAUUUUUAGGUCUGAUACAAAUUCACAGAGGUGUACGUCAUGGUCUUAGAGAAAGUUCACCAGUUUUCCAUAUGUUGUAAGAUAAUUGCCCUUCCCUACGAUCGCGUCAGGAUAAUAACUUGAUCUUUUUGAACCAGUUCUCUGUCUCCUCUGAGUUAAUCAAAUGGUUCCCUUUAUGUUUUAUUUUUUUGACAUGAUAUUUUCAAGAUAGGAGUGAGUCUUAAUUUUAUACAAUUACUUGAUAUUCUUAGCCUGAAACUACCACUUCGGUUAUGCCCUUGUGCGUCCCUGCUCCCUUCUCUCUGUUACCGUUGGCUUUAAAAUAUCAGUGGAGGAUGGUUACGGUCUCCAAAUAGUUAUCUGUUACAUGUGUGUAUUUUGGCUACUUGGAUCAAGGGUACAUUUAUAGUAUCAAUAAGUGCCUUAACAGUUUUAUAGAUAAUCUCUCAAGAAACUGUGGAGCAUUAGGUAUCUAGGAGCCAUACAGAUGGAUGCACUGUUUUGAAAGUGAGCAUACUUUUUUUCCCUCAACAUAUACACUACUGAUUUUAUUUUUAAAAGUAUGACUUUCAAAUGAAUUAAUUUCUUGGUUGAAAGACUUGCCUCCUGAAUCCUUAUUACCUCUUGUUGAAGCCUCUAAAGGCCAUGUUGAAAACUGGAGAGGAAAAAAAAAAAAAAAAAAAAAGA